AAGGUGAGGGAGGGAGACUGGGGAUUUGGUUUGUGCAGCAGCGUAGAGAGAGAGAGAGAGAGGGAAGGAGAGAAAGAGGGGAGGGGGGAAGUUGGACACGGACAAUCUUGCACAAACUUUUUUUUUCUUUUCUUCCUCUCUCCUUUCUCCGUGGAAGGAGAAGCCUCAAGAAAAAAAAGUCAGAGGGGACACGAAAAGUCACACUGGAUUACAUGUGAUUGCGUUUGGACUUUUCCAAUCCGCUCCUUGGAUAUUUACGCACAUUUAUUCACGGAUUAAUGUGGACGCAAAUCUGUGGAUUGAUCUGUAGUUGAAGCUGGUGGCCGAGGUGAGGUUUUUUUAAAGGAGGACUGAAACCAUGUGGCUGCUCUGCUCCUCUCUGACUCUGCUGGCCCUAAGCUUCGGAUCGUGUGACACGCUGACAUCAGAACAAGAUGUACAAUGCCCGUCCUUACAAGUGGAUGAGUGGAAGUUUCCUCAGACGACCAGGCACAACAUCACUGGUUUUAAUCUGGUGAGGCGAUUCUCCCUGCUCAAGAGUCCAGAUGUCAAGAAGAUCCGCAACCCGCGAGGACCCAUCAUCCUCCGCCUGGGCAAGGUAGCACUCCUACGCCCCACCGAUCAGGUGUUCCCAUAUGGCUUACCAGAGGAGUACACCCUGAUCUUCACCCUGGCUUUAAAAAAGGCCGCCCUGAGGGACACCACCUACCUCUUCCAGAUAUCUGAUCAGCAGGGAUACCCACAGCUCUCUGUGGACCUCAGUGGCCCUGACGGCACCCUGUCACUGAGAGCCAAAGGGGUAGAUGCUGAUGCCGACCUGGUGAGCUGUGUUUUCAAUGGGGAGGGGGUGGAGGCACUGAUGGACCUGCGCUGGCACAAGGUGGCGCUCAGCGUGCAACAAGGGGUCGCCUCCCUUCACGUGGACUGCAGGUCCAUUGAGACCAAGCCCCUGGAGCCCCAUGGAGUUGUGGCCACUGACGGACACACUCUGCUGGCCAUGCGGGCCUCUGAUGCUGCGCCUGUGCAGAUGGACAUUCAGCAGGUGAUGCUGUAUUGUGAUCCAACCCUCGCCAUUCAGGAGGCCUGCUGCGAGAUACCUGGAGCUCGGUGCCCUCCUGAUGCUCCCAAGAGCCGCCGUGCUGCUGAGAAUGACCUGCUGGAAAACACGUUUCACCAGGAGAUCUUUGCGUCCAAGGAUCUGGCAGAGAAAUGUGCUGGUUGUUUACUCCUGAAUAGGGAAGCAAAUGUAGGAAAUUCAGGUGCGGCCGCCGGGUUUAAAGGGGAAAAAGGUGACCGGGGUGAUGACUGUGCUGGCACUCAUUCAGGUCCAUGCACAGAGGGAUCCAAGGGCCAGAAGGGAGACAAAGGCGAUUCGGCGGCGCCCGCUAACUGGGGCGAAGCUGUUGGGUACAAGGGAGCCAAGGGCCAGAAGGGAGAGAUCGGUCUACAAGGUCUCACAGGAACUCCAGGGAAGGACGGUCGAGCAGGGUCCAUCUGUGUAAUCGGCCCCAAGGGACAGAAGGGAACCCCAGGUAUGGUGGGCCCUGAAGGGUUGGCAGGGGAGCCAGGGAAGCCUGGACGCCCAGGCCUACCAGGAUUUGGAAUGCCAGGCCCACCAGGUCUUCCUGGUGAACCGGGCGGCGCAAAAGGAGACAAGGGAGACACAGGAGCUUCAGGACAAGAUGGAGGGCCAGGAGAUCCAGGACCGAGAGGACCAGGGGGGUCCAAGGGAGAGAAGGGUGACCCAUGUGAAGUGUGCCCGGUGCUGCCUGCAGACAUGGGCAACACAGUGGCGCUGCCAGGGAAGCCCGGUCCUAAGGGAGAGCCCGGAUCACCAGGGAUCGGAGAGAGAGGACUGUCUGGGCCUCAAGGUGCAGAUGGCAAAGCAGGACACAAGGGAGAACCAGGAUCAGAUGGAACCAAGGGAGAAAAGGGAGAGGCAUGUUCUGUGUGCCCCACUCUCGGAGAGUUACCCGCUAACCUCUUGCCCGGUGUCAUGACCCAAAUCCUGCAACAGAAGGGAGAGAGGGGAGAGCCUGGGAUUGGACAGAAAGGAGAGCAAGGGGAGCCAGGAAAGGAAGGACCACCUGGCCUUAGUGGAGAAAAGGGAAGUGCAGGCAGCAAAGGAGGGGAUGGUAAGCCGGGAAAGCUCGGACCAAAGGGACCCAGUGGCAAGGAUGGACAGAAAGGCUCAAAGGGAGGGCAAGGGCUGCCAGGUAUUGGUACGCCCGGCCUAAAGGGUGAGAAGGGCGAGUGCGGCGUGUGCCAACCAUCCGAGGUUGGCAGCGGGCCUGCCAGCAUCAAAAUGCCUGAGGGAACAAGAGGCAAGCCAGGCGAACCGGGCCCUCAAGGGCAACCUGGACCUCCAGGUCUCGGAGCUGAUGGCAAACAGGGCCUGCCAGGUCUUUCCGGUGUAAAAGGAGAAAAGGGUGAACAAGGACAUCAAGGAGAUAAGGGAUUGGAUGGAACUUCUGGAGCCCCAGGACUGCCUGGAGAGCCUGGUCGGGAUGGAUUAAUGGGCUUAAAGGGAGAAAAGGGUGAUGCUUGUACCAGCUGUCCCUCUCUGGGCACAGCAGUGGGUGAAGGUGUCACCGUGCCAGGCCCAAAAGGAGAGAGAGGAGACCCUGGUGCUCCAGGAGAAGGGAAGCCUGGCAGGAAUGGAAAACCAGGCUUGCCAGGUGUGCAGGGGCCCGCCGGUCCCAGGGGAAGACAGGGAGAAACUGGAGCUGCGGGGGCCGGCCUUCCAGGACCUCAAGGUGAAGAGGGACCGAGAGGGCUGCCAGGGGUUGUUGGACUAACUGGAGCCAGAGGAUUGACCGGCCCUGUUGGUCCUGAAGGAGAAAAGGGAUCUCGAGGAGAUGUCGGGCUUCCUGGACCACAGGGGCCUGUGGGCGUUGGAGUAGCAGGGCCCCCAGGUAAAGAUGGAGCCCCUGGCUCUCAAGGAUUGCCAGGAGCCGACGGCAGACCCGGACUUGAUGGAGCUAUGGGGGACAAGGGUCAACCUGGAGAGUGCAACUGCAUACUGCCGGUGCACACAGGGAUCGGCGGACCUGGAGCUCCAGGAACUGCAGUAAACAUGUGGCAGCCCGGGCCUCAGGGUCCACCAGGACCACCCGGCCCCCCUGGCCCUCCUGGGCCUCAGGGUGUUAUUGGAAUCCAAGGACCCGAGAUCCCCAUCAGCCCAGACCAGCUGCCUCAAGAUGCCACUGGAGGAGAUACAGACGAAGAGUGUGAGGGGGACUGUUCCCAAGGGUUGCCAGGGGUGCCCGGCGUGUCUGGUGCCAAGGGUGAGAAAGGAGAUCAGGGCAAGCCUGGCGCAACCCCCUUGGACAGCUGUGACAGGUGUUUGGAGAGACUGCAGAGGGAGCAGGCGACACAACCAGCGAUGGAGUCGGGAUCACCAGGAAUUCCAGGAGUGCCUGGACCACCAGGAAUUAAAGGAGAUGCAGGUGCACCAGGAGAGAGAGGCCAAGCUGGAGCACCAGGUCACUUGGGACCUCCUGGUUUCCCAGGUCCUCAGGGCCCACCUGGUUUACCUGGUCAGCAGGGCGAGCGAGGGUUACCCGGCCUCUCAGGAUUGAAGGGCGAGCAGGGCCCUUCGGGGACAGCGGGCUAUCCAGGAACCAUGGGACCGCCUGGCAUGCCUGGACUGAAGGGUGAACGUGGGACUCCAGGAGGCAGUGGUCAGAAAGGAGAAUCAGGUCCUCCUGGUAACCCUGGGUACCAAGGACAGGCUGGCUCACAGGGCAUUAAAGGAGACAUAGGACCAGCGGGGCCAGGAGGUAGCAAAGGAGAACCGGGUUUCCAAGGACAACCAGGCUUCCCAGGAUCACCCGGUCAACCAGGUCUUGCUGGCAAGAGUGGAAGGGAAGGCAUGCCGGGGCUCAAAGGUGAAAAAGGUAACGAUGGUGCACAAGGGUCUCAGGGACCGACAGGACCCCCAGGCUCUUCAGGCUCUCCAGGAUUGAUGGGCCCCCCUGGCAUUGAAGGAAUGGAUGGUAAAGAUGGUAAACCAGGGCUGCGGGGAGAGUUGGGACCUCCAGGCCCUGCAGGACCAAGAGGAAUCCCAGGAUUCAAAGGGAAAACUGGUCAUGUUGGCUUCCCCGGACAGAAGGGUGAGGCUGGACCCACAGGUCCCCCUGGAGCUUCAGGCAGGCCAGGGCAUGAGGGUGAUCCGGGUACCCCAGGACCUCAAGGCCGACCUGGACCCCCCGGCCACAUUGGAACCAAUGGUCAAGCUGGACCCCCGGGACCUCCUGGUCCAUCAGGAGUGGGUAUAAAGGGAGAUAAGGGCCAGGCUGGUGAUAGGGGUCUCCCAGGGAUGGUAGGACCCCCAGGAUCCCCUGGGCACCCAGGUCCCUUGGGAGAGCCAGGCACUGAUGGUGCUGCUGGUAAAGAUGGAACGGCAGGGAUACCAGGGGACAAUGGGCAGCCAGGUCAAAAGGGUGAACCAGGGGCCCCAGGCCAGAAAGGUAAUCCAGGUGAGAGAGGCAGACCCGGGCCUCCUGGUGGUGGAGCAUACCACUCCAAGGAUGCACAGCCCAUGAUUGGCCCAGUCGGUCCCAGAGGGGAGAGGGGAAGUCAAGGCUCAGCAGGAACCCCGGGGCUCCCUGGACCUCAGGGUUCACCAGGAAAUGAUGCUGUAGUCAAUUAUGACGAAAUCAAAAACUUCAUCCGCCAGCAGGUCAUCAAGAUCUUCGAUGAGAGAAUGGGGUACUACAUGUCUCGCAUGCAGAUGCCAGUAGAGAUGGUGGCAUCCCCAGGUCGCCCCGGGCCCCCAGGGAAAGACGGUACUCCAGGUAAUCCCGGGUCCCCAGGUGCACCUGGCCUCCCCGGACAGAUCGGCAGACAAGGCCGAUCAGGAGCCCAAGGACCCCCAGGACCUCGAGGACCACAUGGAGAAAAGGGAGACAAGGGUAUUGGAGAGAUGGGAGAUGUAGGACCUCCAGGAGCACCAGGCAUCCCGGGGCCACCUGGCUAUGGUAAAAUGGGACCUCCAGGUCCUGUUGGUCAGCAGGGUGUUCCCGGCAUCCCAGGAUCUCCUGGUCAGUCUGGUACAAAGGGAAAUGAUGGCCGGUGUAAUCCUGCAGACUGUAUGAGCCAUCAUCAAGUAGAGUACAGCCCCAAGGGCCCACCUAUGAAGGGCCCCUGGUAGAGGUGAUGGAGGAGAAGAGCAGAGGGGACUGAAGCAAAGAGACUACAAACAAGACAGAACUACCAAAGACCAUGAUCCAAAGUUAGUGAAUUUGAUUAAAUAGUUGAGCGCCUGUUGUUAUAUUUGAGUUGUAUACAUUUUACUCACACAGAUGUUUUUUACUGUAGUUCUGAGCAAAAAUACAUAAUUUCAUUGUAAGGUCCUCACAUAUCUGAGGUCUACGUCACACCAGCAGCACUUUUUUAUUGCGUCAUUCUUUCUCCCUGUGAAAGCCAAUUCAUUGCUUUAUAACUGCCUCUUAUUUUCUCACUAUGUUUUCACUCCUUUUGUACAUUUUCAAACAACCCAGGGGAGGUGACAAGAAUCACAAUCUGUAUUUUCUUCUCCUUGAUUAAUUCUGGCUUCUUCUGUUAUUUUUUCUCUUCGUCUUAAAUCUGCAGGAAGAGAAUACACACAAUUAUCGUAGCACUUUGCUUCCACCUCUCGUAUCUUUCUUCUUUGUCACUGAAUCCCAUUUGGAUUGCAUCCCGCUCAUUUCAUUUCAUAUUCUGUCUCAGUGCCUGAGGUGUGAUACAUAUUUGAAUAUGACUUGUAAGAGAAUAUCCCUAGAAAGGUAUUUCGGUUUUGUAGAAACAGAAGAAGUCGCAAACUUGCAUUCAUACCCUCUUUGACUGUUUUGUAUAUAUUUAUAUUUAUAUAUAUAUGGUGGCUUUUGAUACUUUUCAAAGGAUUUGGUAAAAGUCGUAUGCAUGGCUAAACACUUAAUUUUUCAUUGUCAGUGGUUCCACGGCAACAAAAACAUGCCACAGGGAUAUUUUUCUAUAAGCUUUCAAAAGGGAAUAAAUGUUCAGUAAGAGACAAAUUAUUUAUAGAGGAAAAUUGUGUUUACAUAAGAAAGCACAUUGGCUUUUUGUAAUUAUUUUUUUUGCUCUGGUACAUUUUGCUCAUUUCAACUCCGGUCUUUGUGGAGAAACAGCCAUUUUAAAGCAUCUCAUCUUGUAUUCCAAAGUAGCUGUAAUAGCCAUCUGUCCACUUCACUCGGGCACUUGUUUAAGAAAAAACAGGAGCAAUAAUUGAGCCCUAUUACCACAGGUACUGUAAUGCAACACAUUUUCUGCAGACACAAAAACCCCAACAAUCACAUGUGAGGAUAGAAAAAAUAGAAGUGUUUAAUGGUGCAGUUUUUUCUAGUUUUUUGUACUUGUUUAUCAGAAAAUAGUAUUGGAUGAUUAAUAUUCACAGUUUCUCCAAGUUUCUCACAAGCUAACUCAUGAGAAAUGUUUGACUUCAAACUAAAUCCCACUGCUUUUUCAAUCAUCAUGUAAUAUUGAUCAUCCAGAUAUUACGAGACAAUGGGCCCCUGGGCACAGACAUGUGAAAAAGACCCCUCCACCGCUAGUAGCAUAUCCAGAAAAUAGCAGAAGUUGAGCAUAUCUGGUGCUAUUUCGUGUCUUUUUAUAUUGUUUUAUGUAUUUUUGUGUUUUAACUUGUCUCCUUUGCAUCGUUUUGUGUGUUUGUGGUCUUUUGAGCCUCUUUGAUCAGUGGAUCGAUUGACUCUGUCACCUCAAACAGAGGCUCUGGCCCAAGGGCCCACUGACUUCUUGUGCCUGAUAGGCCCCAUUCAGCAGUGUAUCCAUCAACUCCACCUGUGCAUCUGUUGCUUUGCUGUCAUUGUGUCUGACAUAUGUUGUUUAAUGAAACAUUUGAGAAUGAAAACCGUCAUUUUGAAAGCAGAA
Paralichthys olivaceus (Japanese flounder) is the source of this 6891-nucleotide messenger RNA. RefSeq names its product collagen, type XVI, alpha 1 (gene col16a1). The record is from RefSeq and is a predicted model, not a curated record. Lineage: Eukaryota; Metazoa; Chordata; Actinopteri; Pleuronectiformes; Paralichthyidae. Gene Ontology annotation, molecular function: extracellular matrix structural constituent conferring tensile strength. Gene Ontology annotation, biological process: extracellular matrix organization.